AUGUCUAUGAUCCCCAUUUACCCUUACCUAAUACCCUACAAUAAAUUCCUUGUUGUUGCCUUCGCCCUUUUGGCUGUUGCCCACGCACAGUACAACUAUGCUCCAGUGGAGAUCCCAGCACCAGCUCCUCUGCCCGUUAAAGUGGCCCCAGCUCCAGUGCCAGUGAACACCUACAUUCCCCCAGCACCUGCACCAGUUCCAGUCGCCGCCCCCGUAAAGGUUGCACCUGCUCCAGUGCCCGUGGCUGCUCCUGUCAACUCUUACAUUCCUCCAGCUGCUCCAGUUCAUCAUGUCCAUGUUGAGGCUCCUGCACCAGCACCAAUCAAAAUCGAAGAGCCUGUCCCAGCUCCCGUCAACUCUUACAUUCCUCCUGCUGCUCCCGUCCAUGUUCAUGUUGAGGCUCCAGUCGCUGCUCCUGCCCCCGUCAAGGUUGCGCCAGCACCUGCCCCAGUCCCAGUUUUGGCCCCACAGCCCGUUUUGGAGGAAAUUGAACCCGUUUCCGCCGAUGGUUACCGUUACAAGACCAUCCGUCGUCGUGUCGUCCGUCGUCGUUACUAG
Molecule: messenger RNA, 558 nt
Organism: Drosophila willistoni
Lineage: Eukaryota; Metazoa; Arthropoda; Insecta; Diptera; Drosophilidae
Product: cyclin-dependent kinase inhibitor 1C
Exons: 2
Coding region: 1-558 (185 amino acids)
Source: RefSeq, a predicted model, not a curated record